Molecule: messenger RNA, 735 nt
Organism: Purpureocillium lilacinum
Lineage: Eukaryota; Fungi; Ascomycota; Sordariomycetes; Hypocreales; Ophiocordycipitaceae
Source: RefSeq, a predicted model, not a curated record
AUGCUGCGACGUCUCCUCGCCUUCGCCGUGCCCUGCGCCGCCCUCGCCGAUUCGCGCUCCCCCGCUCCCCCCGUCGCCCAACCACCAGCAGUGCCCGCGAUCGCGACGUUCGCACCCGCCGCCACGUCGCUCUUUCUCGUCGCCAGAGACCAACAGUGCCCUGCCGACACACUCCCUUGUCCGACGUCGCUGGGCGCAGCCUUCAAGGACAUUUGCUGUCAAAACGGCCAGACUUGCGCCCUCGACGCCAACAACAGCCCGGCCUGCUGUCCCUCGGGUGCCGUCUGCACCGGCACGGCGCCGGCAUCUGCCCCUACGGGAGGCGCAACGGCGCCAGUGUCCUACGUCGAGAACCCGUACUUCUCUUUCCCCUACGCGCCGACGACCUUUAGCAACAGCGCCUCGUGCGCCGCUGCCACCAGAGCCUGUUCGAGUAACUACAAUGCCUGCGUGACUGGGCUGCAAGGCUCCGGGGGCUACGGAGUCACCAUCAACGUCCCCGGCGGCGGCGGAACUACCGUCGCGGGAGCCGGCAGCAACCUCGGCGCUUCCGCUACGCCCCUCUGCUCCAGCCUGAGCUCCAAGGCCUGCGCCAAGCUCGACGCGACAAAGUGCGAUUCCUACGGGAAGGGCUCCGGUGCAUCGCUCGUCGGACAUCCUCCCUCGGUGCUUCUUCUUGUGGGUGUCGGCGUCGUCAGUGUGCUGGCGGCGUCGCCAGGUCGGCUGUGGCCGUGA